Messenger RNA from Beta vulgaris subsp. vulgaris (sugar beet), 2400 nucleotides. Its product is annotated as formin-like protein 1. NCBI's taxonomy places the organism in Eukaryota, Viridiplantae, Streptophyta, Magnoliopsida, Caryophyllales, Amaranthaceae. The transcript has a single exon. The coding region runs from base 262 to 2199 and encodes 645 amino acids. The record is from RefSeq and is a predicted model, not a curated record.
AGAACCUGAAAAGGAAGAGAAACAAACAACACAAAAUUCCAUUUGGCCUUUUGGCCUUUGGCAUCAAUGCGCACUAAAGCAACAAACAAUUGAAAACCCAGAAAAGAGGACAAAGCAAGAUCUUCAGACCAAUCUCACGUCUUUCCCGAAAAAAGCUUUAUACCCUCCUCAAUUUUCCUUAACCCUGAAGUUUUCUCUCUCCUUUUUAACAUAAACUUUUAAACUCUCCUUAAUCUCUCCCCUGCUUCUUUCUGUUCUUCAAUGGCGGAUGGAGGGUUAUACACCAAGCCUCAACGGCUACUUUCUUCAACAACUAGCCAAAACAAAAAGAACCCAAGUAAGUUUUACUCUCAUUUUCUGUUCAAAGCCAUAAUUAUCACAAUUUCCAUUGUUAUCAUCCCAUUUUUACCUUCAGAAGCCACUGAUGUUGUCAGCCCAUCUAUUUUUUCAAGAUGGUGGGAGCUUCUUCACUUAAUUUUUGUGGGUAUUGCUGUUUCUUAUGGUUUAUUUAGCCGUAAAAAUAAUGAUUUAGAAGAAGAAAACAACUCUAAAUUCGAUCAUGCUCAAUCUUAUAUGUCUAGAUUACUUCAAGUUCCUCCAGUUUUUGAUGAUGAAGUUGAUAGCCCAACUGGGUCUGAUGAUAGUAAUUUAAACAAGUUACAAACUUGGAGUUCACAAUAUUAUAGAAAUGAACCUGUGCUUGUUGUUGCUAAAGAUAAUUCUAGUGUGGAUAAAAAUUCUGGGGUUAUUGAAAAACCCUUGUUGUUACCUGUUAGAAGUUUGAAAUCCCGGGUUUCGGAUCGAAACGAUGUUGAAUUGGAUAACCGGGUGGAUUCUAGGGUUCCUAGGGUUCAUGUUAGAUCCAAUUCUAGUCCUAGUGCUGAUGAGUUUUCAAUUGAUUCCAGAAGAGUUAGCAGAAAUGAUGUGAAAUUGGGUAAUGAGCAGGAAUCUGGGGGUUCUAGGGGUUAUACAAGAUCAAAUACAAGUUUAAGUUCUAAGAGGAUUGGCAGAACUUAUAGUGUGAAUUCAGGGGCUUCGGCUCGUAAUGAUUUUGGGUUUGUUGAUGGAGAUGGUGAGGUUUCUAGAUCAUUGAGUAAGUCGAAUUCGAGCUCGAAUUUAAGGGGAUUUUCGAGAAUACCAAGGAGAACAUUGAGUGAGGAUUAUGGAGGAUUGGAUGAUGAAGAUAAGGACGGACACGAGAAGAAAGUUGACGAAAGUGUUGUGCUUCCGUCUCCGAUACCAUGGCGAUCAAGAUCAGGGAGGAUGCAAAUAAAGAGUGAAUCCCAUGAUUCUUCUUCGCAUUCGCUCCCUGCAUCACUUGAGGAGAGUGGGGCUGCUCAAUUGUUGAGAUCACAGUCCUCACUGUCAUCCCCAUCAAGUUCCUCAUCUUGUUCACCUAAGAAACUCUCUCCUUCCCUGUCCUUAUCAUCGGAGUCCCUCGCUAAAAGUGUGGAAGAUUUCGGGAGAAGAAAGGUUGUUUAUAGUUCCCGUCUUCCACCACCUCCUCCUCCACCACCACCGCCACCACCAGCUCAUAGAUCACAGAUUGUGAAAUCAAAUUCUAGUAAGGAUAGCGGAGACACUUCCAGUCGUCACAAGGAUUUAAAGCGAAGUGUAUGGAGUGAACCACAAGGCAUAGGCAGGGAAAAUAGGGAGGAAUUGUUGAGCAGAACAAAUAAAGGGUUAGAAUCGAAAGCUGAUAGUUCAUCUGUGGGGAAGUCUGUUCGAACUUUAAGAGGUAGUGAGAUGAUGUCAACAAGGAACACCCGAGAUAUUGAGGAAGAGGAAAGAAGAUCAGAGGAUAUAGGAUCAGACAUGCCUGAUAAGCCAGAGAGAAAAACUUCAGGGUACAAUCCAAUUUCAAAGGCUUCUUUCUCAGAAUUCUCAAAGGAAACUCGGGAUUACAAUCCAAUUUCAAAGGCUUCUUUCUCAGAAUAUCCAAAGGAAACUCGGGAUUUUCUCGAACAGGUUUUGGUCGGAACUGAUGAUGAAUCUGAAAGCGAGGAUGAGGACUAUGUUGAAGAACGAAUGACAACUGCAAAGGUUGAGGAAGCACCUUCCGAUAGUGUCGAUGAGGGUCCUGAUGUUGACAAGAAAGCUGAUGAGUUCAUUGCCAAAUUCAGGGAGCAAAUCAGGCUUCAGAGAAUUGAGUCCAUCAAGAGAUCGACUGGACAACUUAAAAGAAACAUUGUAAGGUAAUAAAGGCUCAAGUUUUUCUAAUUAACAUUUGAACUUGGGUUUUUCUUGGGGGCUAUAUGUUUUAAUUUUUAGUUAUCACAGAGAUUUACAUUUUGGGUUGGGUAUACGGUGUAUAGAACUUUGCAUAAAUUACUUCAAUUUAUCAGCUAUGACAUGAGUAGUUUUCUGCUAUAAUUCUAUAUCACUUGGUUUUUCUUUGAA